Messenger RNA from Venustampulla echinocandica, 2688 nucleotides. RefSeq lists its product as uncharacterized. The coding region runs from base 1 to 2688 and encodes 895 amino acids. The transcript has a single exon. NCBI's taxonomy places the organism in Eukaryota, Fungi, Ascomycota, Leotiomycetes, Helotiales, Pleuroascaceae. Gene Ontology annotation, cellular component: ribonuclease MRP complex; nucleolar ribonuclease P complex. The record is from RefSeq and is a predicted model, not a curated record. Gene Ontology annotation, biological process: tRNA 5'-leader removal.
AUGCCACCAAAAACCAGCAUGGCAGAAUCUGCUACUUUGAGCAGGCCCCAAAAACGCAAAGACCCGCCACAGCCUUCCUCCAACAGCCAGAAUAUCACGAGCAAAGGACGUGGCAUGAAGCGCGUCAAAAUCCACGAUGCGAGGUCAAUCUUGGCCCAAAACGCGGACGCAGCUCUCAACAAAGGCGAGUUGGACCUACCAUCAUUUUUGAAAGCUCGUGAAUUUGAGAUCAGAGCUCUGGAAGAUGGCAUGCAAAAGUCCAAGGCUCGGCUUUCCCGGAGAGCGUUCCAACAAGUUCCGCGAGAUAUGCGAAGACGGACUGCGAGUCAUAAUGUCAAGAAGGUACCGAACCGGCUACGGAAUAGGGCAGCACGAGAGAUGGAGGAUGAUAAUACGCCGACAGUCGAUCGAAGUAAAAGGAAGCCUGCUACAUCGAGGGGAAGACUCCGGGCAGAAACCGCGAAACGAUUGGGGAUUUUGGCAGCGGGAAAGCGCUCAUUGAAGCCACAGAAUGGAAUUGGGGCUGCGGAUGUGCACACGAGGGCUGCGUGCCCGAAAAUUCGAACGGACAAAUUGAACACCCCCCCGAGACCUGUAUCGAAAUUCAGGAAACGCCAGAUUCAUAAGACGUGGCUCCCUACUCAUCUCUGGCAUGCGAAGAGGGCAAGGAUGACAGAACCUAGGAACCCUCUGUGGAGGUUUGCAAUUCCAACUACGUCGACGGAGAAAUCUUACAGACCAACGCAUCGCGCCGUUGGUGCUAGGGGGGCAGUUGCCUGGGAUACCAGUUACAUGAGCACUAUUCGACUCGAAGGUCCGGUGGAAAAUCUGGAAAAAGUCCUAAGGGGAGUAGGCGUAGAUGCGCCGGGAAUAUGGGAGCACAAAGGAGAAAGAUGGAGAGCUGGGAAAAGGGGUUGGACCGGGUGGUUAUCCAGAAAAAAUAAAGACGAUGCUAUACCAAUUGGGCCUGCAACUGUCAUAUGGUGUAGCACAGAAAUUGAUUCCACAAAUGAAGGAGACCCUAUACCAAAGAAGAGACCGAUACGGCGACUCUUUUUGAGAACCCACCCGGCUGUGUUUCUAGAGACAUGGGAUACGCUACUGCAGCUAUCUAAGUUGCAGCGCCCGAUGGUACACCUUGAGGAUCUUCGAUUUGAGAUAGGAAGCAUUAGUAUUACUGGCCCCGGGUCAACUGAAGCGCUCCUUGGGGUUCUACACCCAUACCCCAAAUCCGGGGAUAUUCUGGAGAGCCAUGCACAGACAUUUCAGUCUUUGGCUGGUAUCACCAAUCCUGGGUCAUUGCCUUCUGAUGCAAUUUUGUCGUUCUCCAUCAUGGAUCCCCGACUUCGAUAUCCGCCCAGGCGGAUCACUCUGCCAGAUUCCAAUGAUGAGAAAACUAACUUCGAACUACUGGAGAUGUUAUCAGCCUGGCCAGCAGAUACUUCCAAUCCUUUACCUGACUUAUUUGAACGCCGGAUGCGGUUCGAGGCAACCCGUCUUCCUGCCCAGAAGUCCAUCAAUCGCCGUAAAUCUCAAGCAUUACCAGGCUCCUACGCCUCUAUUCUCCCUACUGAUCCACGGAUACCUGUCAUGCUUCUUGCAUCUCGCUCGGCUUCCUCAGCGUCCGCACAAGGGACAUGGACCCUUCUUGCGCCGUGGAAAUGCAUACUGUCGGUUUGGUACGGGUUAGUACACCAUCCCCUAUCCUCUGGUGGUAAUCCGCGAUUUGGAGGGCUUGAUGAACUUCGCCAGGUUCAUUUUGAGCAUGGAGUUCCGUGGUUCCCUGCAGAUUAUCCAGGCACCGAUGCUGGUUUUGCCUGGGAAGCAGCUGAGCGAGAGAGGAGGAAAAGGGAAUGGGAAUCCAGGCCCAAAGGAAAGAGAACAGAAUGGGAGUCCCUGGAUCUUGGUGCGGCAAGGAAAGGCGAAAUCGGCCGUGGCUGGGCCUGCGAUUUUGAGAGAUUGGUUGGAGUGGCACCACUAGCUGAGUGCACCAAAUCUAUUGAUACGCAGGAUACAGAGAAUUCAUCUGUGGCUCAACCCGAGAAGGUCAAUAUAAAAUCUCCCAUUACCCAUCUCGGUUACCAAAACUUCACCACCCUCCUCUCAUCCCAUGAUAUCGGACCAACUCCCUCCUCUCAAGUUGCUACUAUUCGUCUCACACUUAUCACUCGUGGUAUCGCCUCUCCAUGUGCACGAAUAUACCGCCUUCCACCGCCACCACCUACCGCAGAUCCAUCCUCUACAACUAGCAGUCCGCCGCCCACCACACGCGCAGAAUGGCUUUCUCACCUUCCACCACCAUCCAAAACCAAGCCUCUUCCCAAUCCUAAAUCAAAAGCAGCCAAGGAUCUCGGCCGAAUCCCACUCAACACCCCUAUUCCUCAACGCGUCCGCCUCCUUGCGCAGGCCCUCUUGCAAGGACCUGCCCCUACUUAUCCCGCAGUCAAGAAUGGGCUUGAUGGGCACCCCCUAGUGCCUAAUGAGGAAGACCUCAUUGGGUUUGUAACCACGGGGGAGUUUAAUCUUGCGGAAGGGAAGGGGGUAGCUAUAGGGACUGUAGCUGUAGCUAAGGUCCUAGAGGGUUUGAAGAGAGAUAGGGGACUGGGGGCUAAGAAAGACGGGAGAUUGUGCAUUGUUAGAAACGCUGGCGAGAGCAUUGGCAGACUAGCCAGGUGGGAGGCUGUAUAA